Molecule: messenger RNA, 414 nt
Organism: Talaromyces proteolyticus
Lineage: Eukaryota; Fungi; Ascomycota; Eurotiomycetes; Eurotiales; Trichocomaceae
Exons: 2
Coding region: 94-414 (106 amino acids)
Source: RefSeq, a predicted model, not a curated record
UUUACUUAUCAGAGCCUUUUCAAAGUUUUAACCAAACUGUAUCUCUCUGAAUAUACCUAUCUGUACUUGAAUUGUCUCUAAUCCAAAGUCAAGAUGUCUGCUACUGCCAACGGAACUGUUUUCCGACCCAAUCCCAACCAGAUAUUAAAUGUUUUUACCAUUGACGGUUCUCAAUACACCUUUGCAUCAAGCGUGGCCACUCCUCUUCCGCCGUUCCAGGCUGUGACAGCUACAAUUAACUACGACUACCCCGACCAGUUAAUCGCGAAUCGAUUCUAUGACGGCAGUGUCCAGGGAGGCCAGCUCAACAUCCAGCUAGACAACGGAGUAAGAAUUACUGCGACUGUUGAGCCUCCGAUUGACGUUGGUCGCUUUCAAGGACAAGGCCACUGGGAGGUGGAACAAGGGGAUUGA